Messenger RNA from Vigna unguiculata (cowpea), 1354 nucleotides. Its product is annotated as Transducin/WD40 repeat-like superfamily protein. The record is from RefSeq and is a predicted model, not a curated record. NCBI's taxonomy places the organism in Eukaryota, Viridiplantae, Streptophyta, Magnoliopsida, Fabales, Fabaceae. Gene Ontology annotation, molecular function: protein binding; chromatin binding. Gene Ontology annotation, cellular component: Set1C/COMPASS complex.
GUUACUAAUAAAUAGCGGAGGAAUAUCCCAACCUGUCCCACCACCAGUUAAAGAACUGUGAAAAAGAGACGACGGAUUGUUCUGCCGUGUUUCUUCCCUUUCACACUGUUGAUACUUUGCUCGGCGAAGAUGACGUCGUCGCUUACGGAGCUUGACGAUGAUUUGGUUCGCAGCAUGUCCAUAGGAGCCGUCUUCUCCGAAUUCGGUGGGAAGAUACACUCCAUUGAUUUUCAUCGAAAGGAUGAUUUACUUGUCACGGCAAGUGAGGAUGACUCAGUUCGACUUUAUGACAUCGCUAAUGCCAAGUUGCUGAAGACCACUUCUCAUAAGAAACAUGGUACAGAUAGGAUAUGUUUUACUCAUCAUCCAAGCUCUGUUAUAUGCUCUUCAAAAUACAAUUUGGAGUCUACUGGAGAAUCAUUGCGAUAUUUAUCAAUGUAUGAUAACCGAUGCAUAAGAUACUUCAAAGGGCACAAACAGAGGGUUGUUUCUCUCUGCAUGUCUCCAAUCAAUGAUAGCUUCAUGUCUGGUUCUCUAGACCACAGUGUCAGGAUAUGGGAUCUUCGAGUAAAUGCUUGCCAGGGCAUCUUACGUCUACGUGGUAGACCUGCUGUUGCAUAUGACCAACAAGGCCUUGUCUUUGCUGUAGCAAUGGAAGGGGGGGCUAUUAAAUUAUUCGAUUCCCGUUCUUAUGACAAGGGUCCAUUUGACACCUUUCUAGUUGGUGGUGACACAGCUGAAGUUUGUGAUAUCAAAUUCAGUAAUGAUGGCAAAUCAAUGCUUUUAACUACUACUAAUAACAAUAUUUAUAUUCUUGAUGCAUAUGGAGGAGAAAAGCGUUGUGGGUUUAGUUUGGAAGCAUCUCCUGGUACUCCUAUAGAGGCUACUUUUACCCCAGAUGGGAAAUACAUGGUGGCAGGCUCAGGAGGUGGAACCAUGCAUGCUUGGAGUAUUGAGACGAAGAAUGAGGUGGCAUGCUGGAGCAGCCAUAUUGGCGUGCCUUCGUGCUUGAAGUGGGCCCCUCGCAGAGCCAUGUUCGCUGCAGCUUCAAGUGUUCUCACGUUUUGGAUACCUAAUAAUGAUUCAAAGUUGAAAACUGAUAAUGGUGGUAAUGACGCUGAAGCUGGAUCUCAACCCCAAACACUUCUCCACUGAACUGAAUAUUUCCUUCCUCUCCCACCCCGCUACAAUUUUGUUUGGCUGUAUAAAGAAAUCAACUACAGCUUGUUAAUUUCGUAAGCUUCCUAGUCUGGUUUCAUUUCUUGAAAAUUUUGUGAUGCUUGAGGAUGUCGCCCAUUGUAAAUUCCAUCACUGAAUGCAAUUUAUUUUGUUUAAUGUUUUUAACUAUAUUGAA